UCAACCAUCGGUGGGGGACAGCUUUGUCAUCACAAACCCCCCUGCUCUACUGGUUUCCCUGGGUUCCCAAGCAAUUGUGCCAUCAGACCCACCUCAGGGAGGCCCUAGAGAUGCAAAGGAGAUGACAGACACGGGCCAGUCUAGUGCAGAAGGAUCCCCCCCAAAUGGCUGCUCAUCUGCCCGGGGACUCCAAACACACAUGACUCACACCAUUUGGGCUCAGACAAGUGCCUCCCCAGGAAGCCCCGGGAUCCUGGCAUUACUAGGGACACACUGAGCCCCUGAUGUCCCUAACCCUUUGCCAGCACCUCUGGUCCUGCAGAAGCAGCCAACAUGCCUAACUCCAAGUGCCUGCAAAAGUCGGAGCCCCUGUGGAAGGAGUGGGACCAGAAGGCCCAAAAGAAUGGACUGAGGCACCAGGUGAACGCUGUCAAUGGUGACUGCUAUGUGGGCCAAUGGAAGGACAACAUGAAACAUGGAAAAGGAACACAGAUCUGGAAGAAAAAAGGAGCCAUCUAUGAGGGAGACUGGAAGUUUGGGAAGCGAGAUGGCUAUGGCACCCUCAGCAAUCCUGACCAAGAGAAGGGAAAGUAUAGAAAAGUAUACUCUGGCUGGUGGAAAGAUGAUAAAAAAUCGGGCUAUGGGAUUCAGUUUUUCGGACCCAAGGAGUAUUACGAGGGUGAGUGGUGUGGCGACCAGCGCAGCGGGUGGGGCCGCAUGUACUACAGUAACGGCGACAUCUACGAGGGCCAGUGGUUGAAGGACAAGCCGAAUGGGGAGGGCAUGUUGCGCCUGAAGAACGGGAACCGCUACGAGGGCUACUGGCAGAGAGGCAUGAAGAAUGGGUCGGGCCGUUUCUUCCACCUGGACCACGGUCAGCUGUUUGAAGGCUUCUGGGUGGACGACGUGGCCAAGUGUGGCACAAUGAUUGACUUUGGCCGCGAUGAGGCCCCUGAGCCCACCCAGUUCCCCAUUCCUAAGAUCGAAAUUCUAGACCCUAAUGGUGUGCUGGAGGAAGCCUUGGCCAUGUUCAAGAAGACAGAGGAAGAUGAAGAUUGAUGCCAGCUGCCACCAGCCCCUUACCCCUGCAGAGAACACACCAGAGCUUCUGGAGAAAUUCAAGCCCGUCGCCCAACUGCUCAAACCGGUGCGGCUUCUGCAGAAGUGAGUGGUGACUCGGGCACACCCUUGGCACCCUCAGAGGGCACCUCACUCCUCCCAGCACUGGAUCAUCCUCUCCCCAGCUGGCUUUGGGGAUCCUCUUGUUACAGCUUUCAUUCUGGGCCCCCAUUCCUGAGCACGGGAGUAUAAAGAACUGGUGGCUUCAGCCCAGGGCUUGCGGUGUGUGAUUGUGGGUGGGGUGGAGAGGGUGGAGUUCUGGGAAGGACUUUAGGUGAGGAAGACAGACAUCCCCACGGGCUGCAUGGAUUUACCCAGGGGGAGAAAGAAGAAGUGUCUCUAGGUCUCUGACCUUUGAGAUACUCCAGGGAGAAGAGCCGGUGUCUAGUCACAUUGGCCACUAAGAUUUGGGGUUGAGACAGAAUCUGGCUUCUCAACCUAACACAGGAACACUCAACCUUAGGAUCCUGCAGGAGCUUUAAAAGCUACAGACACCCAGGUCUCACAUUCAGACUCUGGUCUGUCUGGGGUGAGGCCUGGCCUUCAGAAAGUUCCCCAGAUGAUUCUAACGUGCAGCCGGGGCCAUGAACCCCUGACUUACUGGUUUUGUGACCCUAAGUGACCUCAGUUGCCCCAUUUGUAAAAUGGCACUUAGGAAAUCUCACAGGGGUUUUUGAGGAUUUGCUAACAGAUGUAAUAAUAACAAAUAAGUUGUAUUGAGGUUGUGAAGCUGAGAUCCAGGAAGAGCUUUGCAGAAUUCUAGACAACAUUCUGCAAGGUACAAGGGACCCUUACAUAAUGGGUAGGAACAUGAGCUCAGCAGUCAGACUGCCUGGGUGUGAAUCCCAACAGUGAUUUAUGAGCGGUGUGUUCUUGGACAUGGCACCCAACCUCUCUGUUCUCUAGGUUCCCUCCCCUCAGACCCGGACAAUAACAGUCCUUACCACCCAGGUUACCGUGGUUAACAUAAGGAUGAAAUAAGGUGUGGUUCUAAUCUGAGGGUGCUGUUGUCUCCCUUCCCUGCUGAGGGACACUUGGCAAUGUCUGGAGGCAUUUUUGGUUGUCACAACUGGCAGGGAAAGAUAUUACUGGCAACUAGUGGCUAGAGGUUGAGGAUCCUGCUAAACACACUAUAAUAUACUCUAGGGGCUCCCGACUUCAGCUCAGGUCAUGAUCUCAGGGUUUGUGGGUUUGAGCCCCAUAUCGAGCUCUGUGCUGACAGCUCAGAGCCUGGAGCCUGCUUCAGAUUCUGUGUCUCCCUCGCUCUGUACCCGCCCCCCCCCCCCCCCCCCGCUUACACUCUUUCAAAAAUAAACAUUAAAAAAAUAAACAUUCUACAAUAGUUUUCCAGCCCAAUGUCCGAAGUAUAACCCUGUAACCCCAUAUUCAUAAAGCCCUCAGCAAGUGCCAGAUAUAAAGAUUCAAUAAACAGGGACACUAUCGAUGUUCUUUCUGCCCUCUAAAUCAUAAGCAGGGUGGCCUGACCCUCGGUAUGGUUCUCACACCAGGAAGUUGAGCCUGGCCCACUUGGGACACAGAACAUUCACUCGGUGCCAGGCCCUGUGCUGAUAUGUGUCUCCUCCCAUGACCCCUCAACAACCUAUGAGGUGUCCUGCUAUUAUUAGUACCUUCUCAGAGGAAACAGGUUCAGGGAUGUUCACCAGUCACAAAGCUAGAAAGGAACUGUACUUAAACUUAGAUCUGUCUGCUCUGAAGGCACAGAACAGUGGCAGAGCAUAUAUAAGGCCACCUUUUUUUUUUUUUUUUUCUUUUUCCACCAGAAAAAGUAGGGUGUGUUCUAGUUUAUGUAUAAAAAUCUCUCUAGAUAGGAACACAAUAAAUACACUGGCAACAAUGGAUGUCUCUGGAGAGAACUGGGAACCCGGGAGGAAGGGCAACUUUUCACUGUUGUAUUUGGAACUUGUGAAUGUAUUAUGUAUCCAAAAUAUAAAUAAAACUGAAACUAAAGACUGUUCUUUAA
This is a messenger RNA of Neofelis nebulosa (Clouded leopard), 3100 nucleotides long. RefSeq names its product MORN repeat containing 3 (gene MORN3). The transcript is spliced from 6 exons. Bases 334 to 1059 code for a protein of 241 amino acids. NCBI's taxonomy places the organism in Eukaryota, Metazoa, Chordata, Mammalia, Carnivora, Felidae. The record is from RefSeq and is a predicted model, not a curated record.